Molecule: messenger RNA, 4109 nt
Organism: Linum trigynum
Lineage: Eukaryota; Viridiplantae; Streptophyta; Magnoliopsida; Malpighiales; Linaceae
Source: the annotation of a GenBank genome assembly
GCUCAUGAUUGUAAGUUUUUUGUGGAUAAAGUAACAAAAAGGGUCACUGGCUGGAAACCUCAGCCAUUUUAUCUUACUGGUCCCUUGAGUUGAGUAGUUAAGUGUUGCAUAUGACUAAUUGAUUCGGGCCUAAUUGUACACUUUCUACCCCCGUUUUCACUUGACUUUUUUGAAAUUUGAACUCCUAAAAAGUUGGUUUUACGCUAGGUUUUGUGUGUUUCAGAUCCUAACAGUUGAAACCAACCCCGGAAUCGAAAGUUGGAAGAAAUGGAGUGAAGACCGGGCAAAGAGGAAGAAUCAGCUGCAGUCCAUGGCCUGGCAUUGGAGUUCACAGCCUCUAAGGCCAUGAACUGGAACCACAAACCGUGAACAACGAGGUGUCCAAGAGGGUUCUAGGGGUUACAGACGACCAGGCAGUUCACAGUCUCUAAGACGGUGAACUUUGAGUGAAAACCACAAACCAUGGAGAGUGAAGCGGUGCAUUUUGGAGAUGACACUGAGUUCACAGCCGCGUUUAGGUGUUCACGGCCGUGAAGUGGAAGGCCAUGAACUCAGCUCGAUCUGGGUUUAAGUGUGGAGCUGAAAGGAAGAAGAGGGGGAGAGACCUAGGGUGAGAAAACUUCUCUUUCUUCUGUUUUUAGAGUGAGAAAGUGACGAACCAAAGAAGAUGAAAAACUAGGGUUUGAUCUCCAAGCAAGGAUUUGGGUUUUCUUUAGCACAAGGAGCAAGGCUUGUCUCUUCAUAAUGGUUUUCAUUUCCCUCUUUUGUGUUUUCCCUUCUCCUAGCAUGGAGUAGUCCCUUAUUUUAUUUGGGUGUUUGUAAACCCUAGAUACAAUUAUGUGAAUGCUUGUAUGAAUUGAAUGAUUUGUGUGUGGAUGUGUUUUAAUGUGAAUGUGGAGGUAUUAUUCAGAAAUGAUUGUGUUGUGUGAAAGCCUAUCAAUAUAAUUGCCAUUCUAACCUAGUUUAGAGAGAAACCCCCUUAACUUAAGAGCCUCUUCUAGAGAUGGGUUUCCUUGGGCAUUCUAUGCCUCCUAGUCUAGGUUAGUUAGAGGGCAAACCUCCUAAUUCGUAUUAAACACUUUACACUUAGGGUUUGGUUGUGGGUGGCCGUCUUAACUCCAAUUUGAGGGUGAAGUCUAACUAAUCCUUAGUCGAUAGGUUGAGAGGGUCACAUAAGUGGCUUGGAUCGUAUCCGAUUCCUCAACCUAGAUUCUAAGAGGGUAACUUUGGUUGCUUGUUAGACUUCCCUGCGAUUUAUGACCCCUAACCACACACGGUCGUUCGAUUCUUCGAGUCGUAGUUGUUAGCUAUGGGGAGCAACACCCGGGUGAAGCUUUCUCAACUAGAGUCAAAUCCAAAGGUAAUUUAUUUUUCAAUCUUUGUUUUCACCAAAAUCGAUAUGCUAGAUAAUGUUUCAAAUAGUCGAAGUAGCGGUACAUGGCCCGGCACGGGUCGAUAUUUAAACAUACUUGCCUAUAUUGCACCCAUCUAAGGUUUAUACUUGGACCUUAGGUGGGAUUUUAUUGUGAUAGUUAGAGCGAGUCAAGUUUUUGGCGCCGUUGCCGGGGAACAACGGUCCGUUAUCGUGAAAAGUUUGUUAUGUGUUAAUCUAGCCUUUAAUUUCUGUUUUGUUAAGUUGUGAAGUGUUUACUUGUGCUAGACGUGUUGUGUUCCUUGAGUGUGUGUAGGGCGGUGCAUGACCCUGAGUAAUCCGGAGCCUUUGACACCACAGGACGAGGACAUCAACCAGAUCCUCUGACUUCUAGCUCGAGAGAGGGAGCAAGCGGAGGCAAGAAGGAGAAGUGAAGAAAGGGGACAACAAGUUGGUCCCGAAGUUGAAGCAAUUUAAGAAGGAGUUGUCGUUGAGAUGGCAGCACAUCGACACCGAGGGGCUAAUCCGCUUCCAAACCCAAAUGGAGAAGCGGAUGCCGAGGAAGGGACAAGGGCUAUGGGCUAUUACAUGGCUCCACGGGCGAUGGAUUCCAAUCUCCAAUCUUACAUCCACCCGUGGCCCCCAAAAACUUUGAGAUCAAGCCCUCUCUCGUGUCGACGAUUCAACAAAAUGCUUACUUCAACGGGCUAUCCCAUGAAUCACCACGAGAGCAUGUCCAAAGGUUUCUUGAGCUGGCGGGAAGCUUGAAGAUUAAUGGUGUCCCCGAGGAGGCAUUGAGAUUGAAGCUUUCCCCUAUUCUUUGGCAGGGAAGGCACUCUGAUGGCUCAAAAACCGUCCGGCUCUAUCCAUCACCUCUUUGGACAAUCUCCUCAACAAGUUCAUGACCCGAUACUGUCCUCCUUCUAAGACGGCCGAGUGGAGGAAGAAGAUCACUCACUUUGAGCAAGAGGAGGAUGAAAAAUUGAGGGAUUGAUAGACCAUUGAUUGCACAUGUUUUUACCCCUAUUCUUGAGCCAUUUGAGAUGUUGAUUCUCGUGUUUUAAGCCGAUUUCACGCUAGGUUGUGCGUUUAUAUCAUAUUUCAGGGCUUAGCGUUGGCAUCGAGGCGAAGAAACGAGUUUCGGGUCGAAAGGAGCACGUUUGAGUUGAAGUGUGUUGGAGGAGCAAAAUACCCGGCCAUGGGCAUAAAUACCCGGUCGGGUAUUAAUCAGAGCAGACCAGGGAAAACCUGUUUUGGGCGUUUGAGAAGCAGAAGGGGGCCCGGGUAUUAAGCAUAAAUCCCCGGUCGGGUAUUCUUGACCUUGAUCGGGGAUUAAUACGCUGUCCUCGAUGGUGCGUUUCAACAAUCCCCGGCCGGCCACCUAAAAUACCCGACCGGGUAUUCUGACCGGGGAUCACGAACGCAGGCUUUUAAAAGCCUGUUUUGUGCGUUUUUGCAAGGGAGAGCUGGGUUUUGGAUCCCAAACACCCAAGGGAUGAACCAAAGAGAGAGAGGGCGAUUUGAGGGCAUUCUUGGAGUCGAACUGGAGGAUUCCUUCUCCUUGGAAGCUCGAGGAACAAGCCCAUACUUGAAGACUGAUCAUCUGAAGAUUCUUACUGCAGUCUCUCUCUUCUCUAUGGAGUAACUUCCCUUCACUUAGGUUUUGAGGAACCCUAGCUAUGUUUGUUUGAUUGGAUGAUUGUAUGAGUACUCUUACUUGAUAAUCUUGAGUUCAUAUUCAAUCUAUGCAUGUUUUCAUGAUUCAAUUCUGCUUUAGUCGAGAUUAUUGAUUCUUCUUUGAUCCUAUGAGAGCGAAUACCUGAUUAGGUCAAUAGAGCACCAUAGAUUGAUAGUAGUGGAUCGAUUGCUUUAGUCGAGGGUUGAUUCACUACUUUGUAUCGAUUGAGAACCUCUUUUGAUAGAGGGAGUCUAGUUCAGAAUGCCUUGAUCGGUUGUUCUAGAGAAGGAUACGUCCCUCUAGGAAAUUGACUCAAGAGGGCCUUGUUCCUUUAGUCGAGACUCAAGGUCUAGUCAAGGAUUCUCCACAUUGUGAAUGAAAGUGAAACAGGUUAGAGAUCAUCAAUCAUUAAUCUGGCUAGUGUCUAGGAGGAAUCAUACCUAAGUGAGUUCCCAACCUGUAAUUAGAUUAACUUUAACUGUAGUUUGUUAGAGUAGUUUUAGUUCUUCCAUCUCAAUCUGGUUUGCUAGAUAAUGAACUCAAGCUGAGUAAUAGUAACUCUAGAGACCCGUGGAUUCGAUAUUUAUUACUUGAGCCACUUUACUGCAGUCCCUUUCAUUGGUUACACUUGGCCAUUGUUAGAAGUUGUGUCAUAGCGAGUCAGGGAUGCAUGGGAAAGGUUCUCCGACUACUUCCUCCAAUGCCCUCACCAUGGGUUCGAGGAGCAAUUUUUGAUAGAAAAUUUCUAUGGAGGACUCAUUCAACAUGACAAGAUCCCCAUUGAAUCUUUACGCCAAGGGAGGUUGAUGAACAUGACCCCUCCUCAAGUCACCGAAUUUCUUGAAGAUAUGGCUCUCAAAGGAUAUGAUUGGGGCUUGACAAGAAGUGGGAAGAAAAGCAUUGAAAGAGGAGUAAGCUAUAUGUCAUAUGGAGAAAACUAACCAUCACAUUGCUGGAUGAAAUGUGAUGGUUAGUUUUCUUCAUAUGACAUAAUAAAAUAACCAAAAUCACUUGAGUUUGAUAUAUAAAAAUGCCCAUUAAUGAAAACAAGUUGAUAUU